Purpureocillium lilacinum is the source of this 153-nucleotide messenger RNA. RefSeq lists its product as uncharacterized. The record is from RefSeq and is a predicted model, not a curated record. NCBI's taxonomy places the organism in Eukaryota, Fungi, Ascomycota, Sordariomycetes, Hypocreales, Ophiocordycipitaceae.
AUGUUUGGAGGAUUCGCGCCCCCGCAGCAGUCCCCGGAGGAGAUCCGCGCCAUGGAGGCCGAGGCGACCUUUACCGUCCAGCAGGUCGUCGCCACGGCCUUUAUGCUGUAUCUCUCUCCCUUUGCCAUUGACAUGGCCAGCCGAAUCCUUUGA